Molecule: messenger RNA, 3902 nt
Organism: Wallemia mellicola CBS 633.66
Lineage: Eukaryota; Fungi; Basidiomycota; Wallemiomycetes; Wallemiales; Wallemiaceae
Product: kinase-like protein
Exons: 5
Coding region: 165-3029 (954 amino acids)
Biological process (GO): peptidyl-serine phosphorylation; protein autophosphorylation; autophagosome organization
Cellular component (GO): cytoplasm; autophagosome
Molecular function (GO): ATP binding; protein serine/threonine kinase activity
Source: RefSeq, a predicted model, not a curated record
ACCACCACCACCUUCGCGACUUAAAUAAAAGAACUGCAUUCUAAUACUUUAGUGCUUUGACCAGUCAAGUUCUUAACUGAAAUUUGGCUAUUUGACGGUCAAAUUAAAGUAUUCCCUCCCAUAGAAAUUAACGAAGCGUAUACGUAUCUCUCUUUUUCUCAAGAAUGAACUCCACUCAAUUGUCUUCUCCUCCCGCUUCUCCAGCUCAUCGUUUCAUCUCAAUUCAUCAAGCUCAGCAACCCCAGCAACCAGUUUCCCCACGUCCAGCAUUCUUAGAACGCAGAUCCUCUGGCGUACCUUUGACACCUUCCUCAGAGAGCUACCUGCCAUUCCCACGUACAGGCUCUCCAGCACCAGCUCAAGCACCUUCGCCAUUACUCACAAACGCAGUCAUCAACUCACCACUUGCCUUGAACGCUACUUUGUCACCUCCAACGACUCCCUCACUCUCAAAAAGACCGCUUAACCCAGUCACAAGCAGCCCACGUUCAUCAAUUGCCUCUAUUACUUCCCCAACUCACAGGCAGUCGAUGGCUUUAGCUGUUUCCCUUUCAUUGGCAGGCAGCGUUGCUUCUUCCAGAUGCUCAUCCACUUCUGGUCAAUCUAGACUUUCUUCGAGAAGGUCUUCAUUCCAGAAUUACAACUGGUCAGAUCAAAACGCACGUGAUUACGAUGAAAACGACGACGAUGAUGAUGUUUGUGACAUUUUCAGACUUGGCGAUAUCUUUGGUGAAGGCUACGAAUUUGAGGGUCAAACUGUCAGAUCAGUUGAACUUGGUAUUCACAGCCAACAACGUCUCACGGACAGACCUAAAAAGAUGGAAGUAGUUAAAAAAUUAGGCACUGGAUCUUACGCUGCUGUUUACGCUGUAAAAGAAGUUCUAGAACAUGAUUCAGAUGAAGAUGAUCUUGAAUUAUCCGGCGUACCAACAAAGACGCCUGCCAGACGUCAACCAAGGAUGUUUGCAUUGAAAGCGUUAUCCAAGAAGAAUCUGGAUGAUUCUCAAUUAGAUAUUCAAAUGUAUGAAGCAAGAAUUCACCAAUCCUUACCUGUCCAUCAAAAUAUUGUUACUCUUUAUCACACUUUGGAAACUUCAGGUUGGUUAUUCUUGUUAAUGGAAUAUUGUCCAGGUCAAGACCUCUAUUAUUGGUUACAAGGUCGUUUGGAUGAAUCUAGUUUGGAUGUUGAAGAAUCUGAUGAAGAAGUCACCAUGUCAAAUGAAAUGACACCUUCUGCAUCUACUCUAGCUGCUACUCCUUUAGCUAGAAGUCAACAUUCAUUUAUGGAUAAAUACCUAGGCGGUGUUGGUAGUAAAACACCCUCAACUCCUUCAUUACUCGCAAACGUUGAUACAAGAAAUACAAUGGAGGGUAGAGCAAGAUUGAGAUUGAUUUCAAGGAUGUUCGAAUCGAUGUGUGAAGCUGUGGCUAUUUGUCAUGAUAACGGUAUUAGUCAUAGGGAUAUCAAACCAGAAAAUUUUAUUGUUACUGAUGGUGUUGAUAUCGUUGAACUAGGCGAUGGUAGAACUAAGAAAGAAAGAAAGGUUGUUUGCAAAUUAACUGAUUUCGGUUUAUCCACUUUUGAUCAAGAAUCGUCAGAUUUUGAUUGUGGUAGUAAGUCUUACAUGGCUUUCGAAUGUCGUAACAACCUUAAUCCUACUUACAAACCAAAGCCAGCUGAUGUUUGGUCACUUGGUAUCGUUCUUCUCAAUAUGCUCUUUAAGCGUAAUCCAUGGGGCGAACCAAAUGUUGAAGCUGAUGAAUCAUUUGAUUAUUAUUGCCAGGAUCCUCAAAUGUUCUUGACUGGUGCAUUUGCUUUAACUGAACCAGCAGCCGAAUAUUUGGCUAAGAAUGUACUCUGUGAAGAAACAAAUGAACAUCACAGAAUCACUGCUAGAGAAUUCGGAAGAUGGGCAAGAGAUCUACAUAAAUAUGUUAAUUUACCAAACCAACCUAGCCCAUCAGUCAAACCAGCUGUAUUGAGCAACGGAUUCACACCAUUACAAAUACCAUCAAGACCUCAAUCACCUGUUAAAUUAUCACGUUCACAAGUCCUUAAGAAUGAUUUAUCAGAGAUCGCUCAAACAGCUUCACCUAGAGCUAACAAAGUACAAACUACACUCUCAAAUGCUGUUGAAUUUGAUCCAGAUCUUGAUGAUACUUUACCAUCACCCUUGCCAAUGCCUGAAAGGAAAUUACAAGAUCAAAGCGAAGCUGAUAACAUGUUCGAAGAGGCAACACCACGUGUUAAUAAAUCACCAAAUAAAUCAGCAUUACUUGAGUUCGAAAGUAAUGAGGAGCCAACGCCUAUGAGAUCACCAAUUUCGUUCAAGAAGAAUAAACCAACGAAAGUACAAAGGGAAACGUUUGAACAUACUACUACACCAACUAUGGCGACUGCAUGGAAUUCAUAUGGACAACGUAGGGAUAGAAUAGAGAAAAGACAUCAAGCAGCCAAUCAAAUAGGAAGUACUCCACCAGCGACUAAACCAGGAUUCCGACCAAUGAACACAUCAGCACCUGCUGCUGGUGGAAUUACAAGGGAUAAACCUGUUGAACCUAAACCGGUUGGAGUAUACAGACCACCAGCUGCUAGAUCUAAACAACAGCAAGAACAAGGGGAUAGGAAAGUAAAUAAUGCAAAUGCGAUUGCGAAUGAGUGCGUUAAACCACCAAUUUGGAGGAGGAAUACCUCUAAAUUGGUUGAUAAUCGUAAGGCCAAUAGUAGGUCUAACGCUACUUUAGGCAGACACAACCUAGUCAAACGCAAUCGCAGGUACCCUACAAGUCGGGUGGUACGAAGACCUCUUUUAGGAAACCAACAGACAAAAUCAACGGAUACCAGAGCACCAAUACGUCAACGAAUCCAACAAACGCGUACGGACAAAGAGCGUUUAAUCAAGGAGGACAGACAACAAGACAAUUGGAGGCUAGUCAAGCGUACAAAUCGUUUAACAAACACAAACCAUCAAAGACUUUUGAACAAAUCCAACAAGCGUCGAAAUCAAGCAGGCCUUUCGCAAGGCUAGUCGGUUUGCCUUUUGGUAAUAUUCAAAGUUCUAGGGAGUAGUGGCUGGCUAUAAAUGAAAAAAAGGUGAAAAAUGAAAUAAUACAAAUAAUAAACGUAUUUUAUUUUUGUUAAAGAAAUCACUCAAAUAUAAAUGUCACACUUCUCUCACGAUAAAUUAUUUUAUUGUUCGUUCGUCUCUUUAAGUAAAACGACGAACAAGGAUGAGAUAUGGUCACACUCAGUAGAAACUAUUUGGAUGUUGAUAAAGAAACGUUGAUAGAAUUAAUAUCAUUUGUUUUAGCUAGGAUUGUCAAGCAUAACGAUCAGCUUCAUUUUGAUAGCAACAAGCUUACUAGGUUUCACUCAAGAGCUGCACCCGGAAUAACAGUAAUAGACUAUUUGAAUAGAAUUAAUAAAUACACUAAUACUGAUCCAUGUUGUUUACUCAUUUUACUUAUUUAUAUUGAUAGAAUAUCUACGAUGAUGCCAGACUUAACUAUAACGAGCUUAACCGUCCAUAGAUUCAUCAUCACUGCUAUAACGGUCUCAUCGAAAGCGCUCUGUGACGUCUUCUGUACGGCUAGCCAUUACUCAAAAGUAGGUGGGCUAUCACUUAAUGAGCUCAAUUUAUUAGAAAGGGAAUUUUUAAGAAUCCUAGAUUGGAAUCUCACAUGCGAAGAUCAGCAACUACAGAAGUAUUACUUGAAUUUAGUAGAAGGACAUCCAAAUUAUACGUUAGGAGAUUUCACAGAUCAAAAAUCAUCUAAAAAUGUCGAAAUUAUGCCCAUAAAAACUCAUAGUCCUGUUGAAAGUAAUCAAAUUAUCCCACAAUCACGACCAUUUGUUGAGGCAGAUAUACAAAAACAACAGCAACAACAACAACAGCAGCGGC